Messenger RNA from Vanessa tameamea, 1125 nucleotides. It is a transcript of the gene sni, whose product is annotated as C-signal. Lineage: Eukaryota; Metazoa; Arthropoda; Insecta; Lepidoptera; Nymphalidae. Gene Ontology annotation, molecular function: carbonyl reductase (NADPH) activity. The transcript has 5 exons. The coding region runs from base 174 to 908 and encodes 244 amino acids. The record is from RefSeq and is a predicted model, not a curated record. Gene Ontology annotation, cellular component: cytoplasm.
CAAAAUUAGUUAAUCUUCGGAAAUUAUUGAGUAUUGUCAUAUUUGACGUAUUUCAUGUGACAGAGACAAGAAAAUCACCCGAAAUAUUUACACGAAUGGGAAGUUAACUUUCUAAUGACCGACGCACGUCAAACUUUUAGUAAUACACCGCUGGGGUUACUUUGUGUUUCACAAUGAAAUCUUUCUUAAUAACAGGAGCAAAUCGCGGCCUGGGACUCGGUAUGGUGAAGUACCUAACUAAAAACAACAAGGCCAGGAUUAUAUUUGCGACCUGCCGGAAACCUUCCGAGGAAUUAACAAAAUUAUCUCAAGAACAUAAGAAUCUACACAUUUUAAAUCUAGAUGUUACAAAUUUCACAAAAAUUGGUGAGAUAGCGUCAGAAGUUUCUAAAGUAGUAGGAAGUCAAGGAUUAAACGUUUUAAUAAACAAUGCAGGUGUGACUACAAAAUUCACAAAGCUCCAAUUAGUAAAAGCAGAGCAGUUAUUAGAAAAUCUAACUGUCAACACUAUUGCACCAAUUAUGUUGACCAAGAGCCUUCAUCCGAUUUUAAAACAAGCCGUUGAAGCAAACAGUGAUAAGAUGAUAGGUGCACAGCGGGCCGUCGUCAUAAAUAUGAGUUCGAUUCUUGGAUCUAUAGCACUGAAUGACCAAGGAGGCUUUUAUCCCUACAGAUGUUCUAAGGCAGCAUUAAACGCAGCUACUAAAUCAAUGAGUAUUGAUUUAAAAAAGGAUCAAAUUGUUGUAGCCGCGUUGCAUCCAGGUUGGGUAAAAACGGAUAUGGGUGGGAAAAAUGCGCCACUAGAUGUCGACACUAGUGUUUCUGGUAUUUUUAAUACUAUAGAAAAACUAAAGGAAGCAGAUAGUGGAAAAUUUUUACAAUAUGACGGUACUGAGUUGGCUUGGUAAAUAUAGAUUAUAAAUUGAAAUGACUACUAACUCAUAUUUGUAUACAUAUAUAUUUCUCAUCAUAGUCUUGGUUUUAGUCUUAGGUAAAACUCAUACUCAUCUCAUUGCAUAUUUUUAAUUUAAAAGGCUACUUAGGUCAGAGGAUAUAGGUUUAUAACAAACAUUUUUGAAUUUUAUAUGCACUUCUUGAAAUUAUAAAUAUAUUGGUCUAUAUAUG